AUGUGCAUCUCUGGCCUCUUUCCGAUUCGGGAGUUGACGAUGCUUCCAGGAGCAAGGUACCAGGAACACCGAUUCACCCCUUACUUGACAUUAUUUCGGCGGAAGGAGCUGCCCAAUCGGUCCAUCCGACAAACACUGCCGCUGCCGUGCUUUCGGCUGCUGCAACGAAUCCUUGAUCUCGUACUUGCUUUGAUCUCGCCAGAUUCACGUCGACAACGCAGUUUGCCAGCAGCACAACUUUUGCGACGCGCAUCCGUUCCAACUUACCGCCAAGCCUUUUUUAGCGUGGCUAUCCGGAAGCACCGCAUCGGAAAGUCACAGCGAGCGACCUUGCCAACAUCGGCGCCCACAUCCAACCGAGCGCUGCAGAUCCGGUGUAGACACAGCUAA
Pseudozyma hubeiensis SY62 is the source of this 390-nucleotide messenger RNA. RefSeq names its product developmental regulator FlbA. The record is from RefSeq and is a predicted model, not a curated record. NCBI's taxonomy places the organism in Eukaryota, Fungi, Basidiomycota, Ustilaginomycetes, Ustilaginales, Ustilaginaceae. Bases 1 to 390 code for a protein of 129 amino acids. The transcript is spliced from 2 exons.